Messenger RNA from Apodemus sylvaticus (European woodmouse), 2242 nucleotides. RefSeq names its product prostate stem cell antigen (gene Psca). NCBI's taxonomy places the organism in Eukaryota, Metazoa, Chordata, Mammalia, Rodentia, Muridae. The transcript has 3 exons. The record is from RefSeq and is a predicted model, not a curated record. The coding region runs from base 1390 to 1761 and encodes 123 amino acids.
AAGGGAGGUCACAGAAGACUGAGGAAAGUAGCGCCCAUGGGCCAGUCUAUGCUUACUGCUUACGGUCCAGGCAUGCUGGGGCACGGGGUGGUUCCCUGAAGCUAGAGCAGAAUACUUUUCACUCUCCUGUGUCUUCAGUGCCAGGAACCUUUAGGGUGAAGGAGUCAUCGGGGAUCCAGUAGCAAGGAUGAGAAAUCAUCAGAGAGCAGAACCCUGUCCCUGGUUGUGGUGGCAAGUGGAUGGUGACCAUGGCCAACAGUUCUAACUGCUGGCACCUUGCCAGCACAAUAACGUGCCCAGCAGUGUCACCAAGACAGAGCCUGGCAGAAGGAUGGUGAAUGUAGGCGAGCCUAAAAAAAAAAAAAAAAACCAGAGACCACAAAUCACCCCAAAGCCAAGAGCAGCAGGAAGUACUGGACCCUGGGAUCUGUGACCAGAGCUGCCUGGGAAAGAGCAACCAAUAAGAUCAGUGGCCUCUGCUACCGAGAGGCAGCCGCUGCCAGGACAACCCAUCAGUGAGGCGAUCAGGGAGAGACGGCCUGACCUCUAUCCCUCCCUGCUUUGUUCCGGUAAAGCCGAAUGCCUCCCAGACCAUAGAGCAGUGUGCAAAGUGGGUCUGGAGAGGGCGAACAUAUCCAGUGGUAGCCUGCCUCCCCACUCCUUUUAUUCCCUUGGGAGAGCUCCUGGCGGCUGUUUCCUGACUCUCUUGUAGCUAAAGUUCCAAGUUUUUGUGGGUGUUGGGGGGAUCAACCAUGAGCUUAUGGCUAUCCGGACGCCCCACAGGCUCUUAGGUCCCAUAUCUAAGAAAGGCGGCCUCAGAAGAGCCCCUACUUAGUAGCACCUUCUAGAAGCCAGUCAUUGUCACUUGCGACAGUCAACUGCUACUGUUGUCUGCUGCAGCUCAAUCCAGGCCUGUCUCCUCAGGGGGUACAGGCCCCAGAAAGGCAAUAGUGUUUUGAUGGCAGAGCCCCACAGUGAUGAUAGGGCCCUAAGGCUGCACCUGUGUCCUCCGGCCAAGUGCUUUGGGGGAAUAGAGAAACUCAAGGACUAUUUCAGAACUGGCCUCACUUCCCUGAGAGGGGCAGGAGCAGCUGUGGGUGUGUCUCGGGACUCCCAGCCCUCGUUCUGUGGGUGCCCAAGAAAGGGCUUCUAGCAAAGGCAGCGGCCCCACCCUGGGAAGGCAGUGCCCUCCAGAGCCAGAAAGAAGGACAGGAGGAAGGCAGGCAGUGGGAGGGGUGGUGUGAGAGAUCAGAUUGGAAUGGGCUGGGCCUUGGGCUUUCACUGGCUCCAGGGGAUCUGUCACUGUUGACUGUGGGCAGCAGAGCCUCCCCUACCAGCUGAGACGGUAUAAAGCCUCUGGAGGCACACUCCCCGGUGCUCCCUGCAACCAUGAAGACCAUCCUCUUCCUCCUGCUGGCCACCUGCUUAGCCCUGCAUCCAGGUGCCGCUCUGCAGUGCUAUUCAUGCACAGCGCAGGUGAGCAACAGAGACUGUCUGAACGUACAGAACUGCAGCCUGGACCAGCACAGCUGCUUUACAUCGCGCGUCCGGGCCAUUGGACUCGUAACAGUUAUCAGUAAGGGCUGCAGCUCAAAGUGUGAGGAUGACGCGGAGAACUACUACGUGGGCAAGAAGAACAUCACAUGCUGCUCCUCUGACCUGUGCAAUGUUAACGGGGCCCACAGCCUGAAGCCACCCGCCACCCUCGGGCUGCUGACUGUGCUCUGCAGCCUGCUGCUGUGGGGCUCCGGCCGUCUAUAGGCUCUAGGAGAGCCCUACUAUAGCCUGACUGUACAGAAAAGUGCUGCACCCCCCCCCGCCCCACCCCGCGCACGCGCAAUCACCACCACUCCUAACUCCCACACAGGGCUGGCCAACCCCCCACCCCACCCCCCUCCACCAGGGGCCUCUCUCCUCUCUGCUGCUGUUUCUACAGCUAGCGCUUUGCCCACCCCAGCCCAUCAGCACUUUGUCCUACCAGUUGGGAUCAGACGCUUCUGCUGCAGGACUCCCUCACCACCCUACUCCAGGACCCGAGCCAGUCUGCACCUGCACCGCAGCACUUAGGGAGGGCCUGGUAAAGGCUGAGAUGAGAUGGACAGAGCAGAAAUGAAGCUGGGAGGUGGGUGUGAGGUACCAGGAGUCCUAGGAGAUGAUGCCUGGGGGUGGGGUGGACAUGCUCUACGUUUACAGAGCCCUAGGAUACAACAUUCCUAUAAUAAAUACCUGUCGGGUAAGUGGA